AUGCAGGUGGGGCCGGACGGGGAGCCCAUCGACCCAAUCGAACCACGCCGCACCGCUCACGACGUGCCCGCAGACCCCACUGCCCCUCCCCCUCCGCCUGCACAUGCCUCCGCACCCCUAUCCUCCCCGGGCGCGCUUCCUCUGUCCGCCCAUGAGCCUGCGCCCGCCCCUCCGCGCCCAGUGGUGCAGCUGGACCCCGUGGCCCGGCGCCGCCACCGCAACAUGUUGGGAGCACUGCUUGUGGGCACGCUGCAGGUGGGCGUGGGGAGUAGGCACGCUGCAGGGGCACCACCCCAACCACUUUGCUUACCCGCCCCCUUUCUCCCUAUCACUGUUUUCCCCCAGAGGGCGAGAGAGGAGGAGGAGAGGGAUGCAGAGCUGCUGGCACGGAGGGCGAUGAUUCAGCAGAAGGCAGAGCAGCGAGUGGCGGAGCAGAGUGAGCGGCUGAAGGAGCAGGAGAGGGAGAGGAUUCUGCAGCAGCGCAAGAGAGACCUCGUGCUGAGGGCGCGGCUGAUGGCCAAGGCGGAGGAGAAGGAGGUGCACCUGCUGGCGCGCCACUGGCACCGCCACCGCUCCCUGCUCUCGCACUUCAUCCGCACACAGGCCUCGCCACCCAUCAUGUAUCUGCCGGCCCGUCCCUCGCCACCCACUGACAAGCUACUGCAGGCACAGGCGCAGAGCUUGGAGGAGUGGCAGCAGAACCAGGAGCGCAAGGUGCAGCAACUGGUGGCGGACUCGCUGCAGCGCCACCUGGCAGAAGCUGAUAGGCUCAUGCUGCCCCAGGGUGGUGAGGAGGGGCAGGCACGGAUGGACUCAGUUGUGGAUGAGGAAGAGGAGAGGGACGAGAGGAAAGAAGGGACUAGUGAAGUGCGGGUGAAGGAAGAGAAGGUAGCAGCGCCUGAUGGUGAGCUGCUGAAAGAGGAGGGUGUGGAUGGGGAGGGGAAGGGGAAGGGGCUGGAAGGAGAGAGCAGUGGUGUGCGGCAGCAGCAUGCGGAGGAGGCGAGUGGUGGGACGGGUGGAGCAAGGGAGGAGGGGUUGAGAGACAAGUAUAAAGGGGAUGAGGGAAAGGAGGAGGAAGGUGUGGAGGAGAGGGGUGAAGAGGUGAGGAGAGAGAGGCGGGCAAGGGGGGACAAGGGCAGGGAGGAAGAAGGUGAGGGCAGGGAGAAGGGAGGUGAGGGCAGGGAGAAGGGAGGUGAGGGCAGGGAGAAGGGAGGUGAAGGCAGGGAGAAGGGAGGUGAGGGCAGGGAGAAGGGAGGUGAGGGCAGGGAGAAGGGAGGUGAGGGCAGGGAGAAGGGAGGUGAGGGCAGGGAGAAGGGAGGUGAGGGCAGGGAGAAGGGAGGUGAGGGCAGGGAAAAGGGAGGUGAGGGCAGGGAAAAGGGAGGUGAGGGAAGGAGGAGGUCACGUGAGCGGCGCUCACCGGGGCGCCGCGUCCCUCGCACCCGCUCCCCGCACUCCUGCUCCCCGCACUCCCGCUCCCCGCACUCCCGCUCCCCUCAAAGGCGCUCUUCUCAGGGCAAAGGCACUGAGAGGCGCUCAGGUGGCAGCCCCUCCGGCCCCUCCAGCAGCUCCAGUGGUGGGCGUGAGGCUGCAAGGCACAGGGGUUGA
This is a messenger RNA of Closterium sp. NIES-65, 1605 nucleotides long. Lineage: Eukaryota; Viridiplantae; Streptophyta; Zygnematophyceae; Desmidiales; Closteriaceae. The record is from the annotation of a GenBank genome assembly.